GGAGGUGGAUAUUUGAAAUUUAUUGGAAAAACUGGGGUUUUCUUUUUCCUUCCAUUUUAUUUGUAUAGAUUUUGAAUGAAACAUGAAUUAUUUAUUUAGAUAUCUAAUCCACCUGUGUCUGUUGAAGAUCGCUUCACUUAGUGCAGUUGUAGAUCCUAAACUUUCUCGAAUAUGGGGCCCUGGUUUAUAUGGUGACAAAAUUGUGAUGCCAGCUAGAUAUUUCUUUGUAGAAUUAGUAGAUCAAAGCAAUAAUAGUAUAAGACAAAAUUAUAAGCUGAUCAAUGUAGUAAUAGAUGGUUCAACAAAAACCAAGAAACCAUGUAGACUAUAUACAAACAUUCUAGAUAGAAAAGAUGGUUCAUUUAUAGUUCGAUAUAAACUAUAUGAAACUUGUUCCUACCUAAAAAUCAAUGUAGGGUAUGAAAAUGAUCUCUUAGCUGAUUCUCCUUAUAUUAUUAAUAAUGAUGUGCAUAUAGAUGAGUGCUUGUGCCCUAAAAAAGAUGUUGAUUCUUUCCUGGAACAGUGGGAUUGUGGGGCAGUUCCUCCACUCAUUACACACAGAUUGAAAGAAUUUGGUCAAAUAAAUUGGGAAACUCAAAGAGAACAAUUGAUUAAGCAGUUUGAUAAACCACACUCAGUAAGUUUAUGCCAUUACAUUGUGAAGAACAACCAGAUUCACAGAAAAUGUUAUGGUAAAUAUGUUGGGUUCAACAUGUUUGUUGAUAAUAUACUGUUAUCCUUGUCAAGAAAAGUUGUUUUGCCAGACACAGAAUUUUUUGCUAAUCUUGGGGAUUGGCCCCUAUCCACACAUGGUAUGCAUGAAAAGUAUCCAAUUUUUUCUUGGUGUGGGAGCACUGAUAGCUAUGAUAUCAUAAUGCCCACCUAUGAUAUUACUGAAUCUGCAUUAGAAAAUAUGGGAAGAGUAACCCUUGAUAUUCUUUCUGUGCAAGGAAAUGUGGAGGGAACUUGGGAAAAUAGGGCACCCAAAUUAUUCUGGAGAGGAAGAGAUUCAAAUAAAUAUCGCCUAGAGCUUAUCAAGCUAUCAAGGAAGUAUCCUGAUUUGUUCAAUGUUUCACUCACAAACUUUUUCUUCUAUAGAGAUGAGGAAGACAUUUAUGGACCAAAGAGUGAACAUGUAUCUUUCUUCAGCUUUUUUGAUUAUAAAUAUCAGUUGGGAAUAGAUGGGACAGUAGCCCCGUACAGAAUGCCAUAUCUACUAGCAGGUGGUUCACUUGUAUUCAAGCCUGAAUCUAAGUAUUUUGAACAUUUUUACAAAGACUUGCAGCCAAAUGUUCACUAUGUGCCAGUGAAAGAAGAUAUUUCAGAUUUGGUGGAGAAGAUCCAGUGGGCAAUUGAAAAUGAUGAAGAAGCCAGGAAAAUUGCAAUGAAUGGGCAGAAGUUUGUCAACAGAAAUUUGUUACCAAAAGAUAUAAUAUGCUAUCAUGUCCAUCUUCUCAAUGAAUUUAGUAAAGUCAUAACUAGUGCUGUAAAUGAUUUCAAAGACAUGGAAACAAUUCCUCAGAAGAAAGUGAUGGACUGUGAUUGUUCAGAUGGAAUAAAAGAUGAGUUAUGAAUCAUGAAAACAUGUACCAAUGACAGUAUAUUUUAAUGAAUCUCAAUUCUUAUAAAGUCUAAAUAAAUAUUCACAAAUUG
Phaedon cochleariae (mustard beetle) is the source of this 1653-nucleotide messenger RNA. The record is from the annotation of a GenBank genome assembly. Lineage: Eukaryota; Metazoa; Arthropoda; Insecta; Coleoptera; Chrysomelidae.